CGAAGCUUCACCUGCAUGCUACGUGAUCCACUUUGACCAUACUGACCUCCUACCAACGUACCUUACUUGCCUACCCUUUCAUUGUCCGAUAUCAUCACAAGUGCGGGCUGUUUCUGUGACUUGAAUCUCCAGAGACGGACUUAUAUUUUGCAGCGCUGUCAAAUAGAAACUCUCCCAAAACAAACUGCCCACAAUGUCAGGCAGUGCAGGAUACGACCGGCACAUCACAAUCUUCUCCGAUCGAGGUCGAUUGUACCAAGUUGAAUAUGCAUUCAAGGCCAUCACAGCCGCCAAUAUCAUGGCCGUAGGCGUCCGCGGCAAGGACUGCGCCGUCGUUCUGUCGCAGAAGAAGGUCCCUGACAAGCUCAUCGACCCGUCUUCAGUCUCGCACAUCUUCCAGAUAUCGCCCAAGGUUGGCUGCGUCAUAACCGGCUCAAUAGCCGAUGCUAGGGCUUUUGCCCAGCGUGCCCAAGGCGAGGCCGCCGAGUUCCGUUACAAGUACGGUUACGAGAUGCCAUGCGACGCCCUGGCCAAGAGACUGGCAAACAUCAGUCAAGUCUAUACACAGAGGGCAUACAUGAGGCCAUACGGCAUCGCCACGACGUUGGUCUCGGUGGACGAGGAGUACGGCCCGCAACUAUUCAAGUGCGACCCAGCCGGCUACUAUACAGGAUACAAGGGCACCGCGGCGGGCCCAAAGCAGCAAGAGGCUCUCAACCACCUGGAGAAGAAGCUCAAGAACAAGGACUAUGCCGAAGGUAACUGGGAGGAGGUAGUGGAGUUGGCCAUCACCACACUCAGUACUGUACUGAGCAUGGACUUCAAGAAGACCGAGAUAGAGAUUGGCAUAGUCGGCGGUCCUCGGCUUGACGGACAAGAGGGCACGAACCCUAACUUCAGGAAGCUGACAGAGGACGAGAUUGAUGAGCGGCUGCAGGCUAUCGCCGAGAAGGACUGAGUGAGUGAGGGGAUGAUAAUGGUUGUACGGAUGGCAGACAAAUCUGGGUUCCCAAAGACGGUGGAUUGCCCACCUCCGCCUCGAUUACGAAGAGACUUGGCGAAUUAUGGCGGAGAUUCACUCUGAAUAUGACGCAGGCUUGUGGUCUAGGCUCUAUCUGGAGCUGACUUCUUGGGAACAAGACUGGAACGUCUAAAAUGGCCAAUGUGUGACUACUAGACCUUCAGGUAUCAGGCUUUAAUAGACGAAACAAAUGACGAUGG
Pyricularia grisea is the source of this 1221-nucleotide messenger RNA. RefSeq lists its product as uncharacterized. Bases 194 to 958 code for a protein of 254 amino acids. The record is from RefSeq and is a predicted model, not a curated record. The transcript has 5 exons. Gene Ontology annotation, biological process: ubiquitin-dependent protein catabolic process. Gene Ontology annotation, cellular component: cytosol; nucleus; proteasome core complex. NCBI's taxonomy places the organism in Eukaryota, Fungi, Ascomycota, Sordariomycetes, Magnaporthales, Pyriculariaceae.